Molecule: messenger RNA, 2711 nt
Organism: Schistosoma rodhaini
Lineage: Eukaryota; Metazoa; Platyhelminthes; Trematoda; Strigeidida; Schistosomatidae
Source: the annotation of a GenBank genome assembly
ACACUCGUUUAAAUCGGUCGAUAAUGUGACUAGAAUCUAAGGUUACUAAAGUUACGAUUUUUAUCUUUAUGUAUUUUCAGAGGUUGCCUCUUCAAGUGUGGCAUUACAAGAGAUUGGAUCUUGUACAUAUUCAGUCUUUUCUGUUUUAUUCAACAUCCAUUACUACAUCAUUGGAUACUGUCUCUGUAUAUAGUGAAAAUGGUCUACCAAAAAUUAUCAUCCCAUUGCCUUCUAGACGAGAAGCAUGUUCUUUUGUUCUCAAACCAUUACAACAUACAGUUGGGGAUUUAUCAAACUUCAUAAAAUGUGAAGAUAGUGGUGUCGAUCGAAUAACAUUUUUUAGUAAAGCCUCCCAGUUUAGUGUAUUGCCAAAGGAUUUAGCAAAUGUUCGAGAAUUAGUCUCAAAACUUGCCAAUGCCAUUCAUGUAGAUGAAUUUUAUGCACAAAAACAACAACAACUUGAGAAAUGUAUAGAAGAUGUGAAUCUGCAAUUGGAACCAUUUGAAAAGAAAAAGUCAGUCAUUGCUGUACAAGCAGCACAACGAACACGUUGGCUUACUUGGCUUGGAUUAGGUGCAAUGGGUAUACAAUUUGGAUUACUGGCAAGAUUAACAUGGUGGGAAUAUUCAUGGGAUAUUAUGGAACCUGUGACAUAUUUUGUUGGCUAUGGAACUAGCAUGGCUAUGUAUGCCUAUUAUGUGAUCACACGACAGGAUUACACACUUCCCCAAGUAUUUGAUCGUGAAUAUCUUAAAAGCUUUUAUAAAUCAGCUGAUAAAUCAUCAUUUGACGUACAGCGUUACAAUGAAUUACGUGACGAACUAGCUCAUUUGAAGUCAGAACUACGUCGCCUUAAAGAUCCUCUUUUAUAUCAGUUACCUUUACAACAAACUGAAUAUAUGGUACCUGAACAAGUUGAAGAUAUUCUAAAUCAAACUAAGAAUCCACCUCAAAAAUAAUACAAAAAGAACACCAAUAAAAAAGUCUGCAUCUAUACUUCGUCUAAUGCUUUUACUGUUUUCUUUUAUGCCAGUUGAUCUCAACUAUAAUCUAUGACACUACAGUAAUUAUUAUUAAUUUAUCUCUUUCAUUUUACUAAUUUCACCGUAUUGCUGUUUUUAUCUCAUGCAUCCUCUCGUUUUUGUAGCUUAGUUUUUCCAGCACAUUGUCGUUGUGAUGUCUCUUUACUUUUAUCUUUGUUGUGAGUGAGAAAUACAAAUAAUGAUGAUGAUUAGUUUCAAUUAUGAAUCUCUGUAAUACAGUAUGUUUUUAUUUGUUUUCCUACAUGUUCAUAUCAAAUAUAUUUGUUAACGUCGGCCUAAAUAUUUCAGUUUAGCUUCUUCAAUGCAACACUGAACAGUUCAGCAUUCAAAAAAAACAAUGAAAGAAGAGUGUACUCAUUAAAAAAUAUGAAUGUAUUGUUUGUUUCUCGUCGUUAACUUUAUUUUUCGAAUAAUUUUCUCAUGUGAAUAAAAUGAGGACAAUUAUUGACUGACUUUUAAAGAAUAAUAUUUGUUGUGAAUUAUGUGUUCAGAAUGUCUUUCUUUCGUUAACUUCUUUUAACAAAACUAACAGAAUAAAUUUAAGGAGUCGUGAGACGUUUUACUGGGCUUUUGUACGAACCAUGUAUAGAAAUCAAUCUAUUAUUUUAAAUCGAAUAAAUGACUGAUUUCAUAACUCAUUUCAUUAGUUGGAAUUUGUCUUCGUGUGUAUGUUUAGUGUGCUUGAUUCUAUUGCCUAUAUAUUGACUGACGUAUAUAAUUAGCUUUAUAUUUUUAUGUCUCUAGUUUCUUCACUAUAAAGAUAAGUUAUACAAAUUUUCUCUCUUGUAUACGUCCUAGCUUUGUUUAUUUUUCUUUCUCCAUAUAUGAAUGAUUUCUUUUUAUAGCUUCUGCUCCAUUCUGAUUGUAUUGUUUGUAUUCCUGUCAACAGGUAAAAGCUCCUGAUAUUACAAAGGAUAAAGUAUGAAUACAAUUUCUAAUUAGGUUUACACUUAUUUGUUUGUUCUUGAAUCCGACUUUUUGAGAAUUUUUUUUUUCAUUACAAAGUGUUGUCAGCUACAAAGUUAAUGAGAGACUGCAGGAAAUGAACAGUUGAUUGAUUUGGUAUUGAGAUAUCUCAUCAGUGUUCACCCACGCUCCUAUAUUGGAUCGAAUUUAGGAGAAUUAUAGUAUCAUAGUAAUUAAAUCACAUGAGUCUAAAUUCAAGAGUCAGUAUUUUAAAUUGUAGUGGUCAAGAGCGAUCCUCAUCUAUACUUAUAAUACUUGUGACUUAAGGCAAUCCGCACAUGAUGUACAUAUACCAAAAGGGACUGGUCAAUCGCAGUUCCAAACAUCAAUGGUAGGAUUCAAACAACCACCAUAAACUAAUAAUACUUUGUCUGUUCAAUAGCCCCCUGAGUACCUUACUAACAUAAUUGUAAUCUAAUAAAAUGUUAGAAAUCUUUACUCACGCACACCUCAUAGUUAUUUUAAUACUCGAUCAGUACAUCAAUAUGACAAUUGAAUUUGAAGAUAAUACUUAAAGUUUUGUUGUAUGUAUUUUAUCAGAUACUUUCUAAUAAUAGACUCAAUUAUUCCAACAUAAUGCAUUUCAAUUAGUGAAUUUUUCUCAUGUAGUUGAUAUAGAAAUAUAAUAGAUGAUAAGAUUCUUGAUUCCUAAUUAAAUUACAUAGCAUUAGCUUACUUUAUACUAAAGAAUAUGCUCUAGAA